Molecule: messenger RNA, 2847 nt
Organism: Physeter macrocephalus (sperm whale)
Lineage: Eukaryota; Metazoa; Chordata; Mammalia; Artiodactyla; Physeteridae
Gene: ANO10
Product: anoctamin 10
Exons: 13
Coding region: 184-2712 (842 amino acids)
Source: RefSeq, a predicted model, not a curated record
AGUGCCCGCCCGGCAGGCCGUCGUGUCACUCACGCUGCGAGAGUCGCUCGCCGGGCCUGGGGGACUAGCAGGCUCUCGGGCCCGCCCCCGAAGACGUGGAGUGCUGUGGCGGCCGGUGAGUGGAGGAGGGGACCUCGGACCCCCUCGCUCUCGGCAGCGCAGAGCCUGGCAAGUUUGUCAAAGAUGAAAGCGAACUUGUCAGCUCUGGAUACUCAUGAGAGCUCUUUCACGCCUCUGGUUGUCAUAGAACUUGCUCAGGAUGUCAAGGAAGAAACCAAAGAAUGGCUGAAAAACAGGAUUAUCAGUAGAAAGAAAGAUGGAGGUGCUCAGCUGUUGUUUAGACCGUUGUUAAAUAAAUAUGAGAAAGAAACACUAGAAAAUCAGAACUUAUAUCUUGUCGGUGCCUCCAGGAUUAGAUUGUUACUGGGAGCAGAAGCGGUGGGAUUGGUGAAAGAGUGCAGUGAUAACACCAUGAGAGCCUUCACGUAUGGAACCCGACACAACUUCAAAGGUUUUGAUGAUGAUAAUGAUGAUUUCCUCACCAUGGCAGAAUGUCAAUUCAUUAUCAAACAUGAACUUGAAAGUCUUAGAGCCAGAGAUGAAAAAAUGAUCCCUGGUUACCCCCAGGCAAAGUUGUACCCAGGAAAAUCAUUAUUGAGGAGGCUGCUCACAUCUGGCAUCGUGAUUCAGGUGUUUCCACUGCAUGACAAUGAAGCCCUGAAGAAGCUGGAGGACACCUGGUAUACUCGGUUUACCUUAAAGUAUCAGCCUAUAGAUAGUAUUCGUGGCUACUUUGGAGAAACAAUCGCUCUUUACUUUGGAUUUUUGGAAUAUUUCACUUUUGCCUUAAUCCCUGUGGCGGUCCUUGGGCUACCUUACUACCUGUUUGUGUGGGAAAACUAUGACAAGUAUGUGGUCUUCGCCUCAUUCAACCUGAUCUGGUCCACAGUGAUCCUGGAAGUGUGGAAGCGCGGCUGUGCCAGUAUGACCUACAGGUGGGGGACCCUGGUCAUGAAGAGACAGUUUGAGGAGCCCCGGCCGGGAUAUCAUGGGGUCCUGGGUAUCAAUUCCGUCACCGGCAGGGAGGAACCACUGUACCCCAGCUACAAGAGACAGUUGCGCAUUUACCUGGUCUCCCUGCCGUUUGUGUGCCUCUGUCUCUAUUUCUCUCUGUUUGUCAUGAUGAUUUACUUUGACAUGGAGGCCUGGGCCUUGGAUCUACACGAGAACAGCAGGUCCGAGUGGACCAGUAUCUUGUUGUAUGUGCCCAGCAUCAUCUAUGCCAUCGUGAUUGAGAUCAUGAACCGCCUCUAUCGAUAUGCUGCCGAGUUUUUAACUUCAUGGGAGAAUCACAGAUUGGAAUCUGCCUACCAGAAUCACCUAAUUCUGAAAGUGUUAGUGUUCAACUUUUUAAAUUGCUUUGCCUCACUCUUCUACAUUGCCUUUGUCCUGAGCGAUAUGAAACUUCUGCGUCAGAGCUUGGCUACUCUCCUGAUUACCUCCCAGAUCUUUAACCAAAUUGUAGAAUCUCUUCUUCCUUACUGGCUCCAAAAGAAGCAGCAUGUGAAGGUAAAGAAGAAGGUGCAGGCUUUAAAGGCAGACAUCGAUGCUACAUUAUAUGAACAGGUCGUUCUGGAAAAGGAAAUGGGAACUUACUUGGGCACCUUUGAUGAUUACUUGGAGUUAUUCCUGCAGUUUGGUUAUGUGAGCCUUUUCUCCUGUGUUUACCCACUGGCAGCUGCCUUCGCUGUGCUAAAUAAUCUCACCGAAGUUAAUUCAGAUGCCUUAAAAAUGUGCAGGGUCUUCAAACGCCCAUUCUCAGAACCUUCAGCCAGUAUUGGUGUAUGGCAGUUGGCUUUUGAAACAAUGAGUGUUAUAUCUGUGGUCACUAACUGUGCUCUGAUUGGAAUGUCACCACAAGUGAAUGCACUCUUUCCAGAGUCAAAAGCCGACCUCAUUUUGAUCGUAGUAGCAGUGGAGCACGCACUCCUGGCUUUGAAGUUCAUCCUUGCAUUUGCCAUACCCGAUAAGCCUCGGCAUAUCCAGAUGAAACUGGCCAGGUUGGAAUUUGAAUCUUUGGAGGCACUCAAGCAGCAGAAUCCUUCAGCAUCUCCACGUUCCUCAAGAGAAUCCUGGCCCCUCGCCAUGGCUGUGUUUCAGCCUGAUCUCCCUGCUCAAGCCCGUCUGUCCAGCCUCACGGAACUGCACUCUGAUCCCAGCACACCCCUGUCCUGUUGCCUUCGCAUGUUCUCUUUACUCUGCUGGUUCCCUGCGUCCCCUCGUCUUCCUGGCAACACCUCCUCCUCUUUGAAGACUCAUAGGUCACCACCGCGGGGAGGCUGCCCUUCGUGGGCACGGGUCCCGCCCCCUUGUGCUCUCUGGUUUACAUACCUGUGUCCUGAAUUGGCCACAGCCAGAGUGUGGCUCAUCUGUGUUUGCUUAGUACCCAGCUUGUCGUGGGUGUGCCUUAGAGAGCGACCUGGUGAUCACGUGUUUGCAUUCUCUAUUCCCAAAGAAGGUGAUGCCAUUAUCUUAGUGAAAGCUCCUGAGGGACAGGCCCUGUCCCUGGGAGUCAGAGGAGAGUGGGCUUGGGAGAGAAACAUUUUAUUUGGAGUUAGAACCCCUGCAGUCAGUUUGGCAUGCUCCUUGGGUCAAGUGACCUUAACCAGCCUUCUAGGAGUUUAUGAUGCUGAGGCCUGGGUUCUGGUCUGAGCUCUGGGUGGAGAACCUGUGCAAGCUUUGGCGAGUCUCCCAACUGUGGCUUCUGUGUCCCCGUCACUAAACUGAUGGCUGGACCAUGCGAUCCCUCAGGUGCCCCCGUUGCCACCGAGCACAUCCUCUCAUGGA